AUGAACCUCCUCUUUCUCUCCCUGCUGCCCCUGGUGGCGUCGCAGUCCCUCAGCGACCUCUAUGUCAACGACGCACCGUCUUCGCCCCGGCCGUACAUCAUUCCCCACUAUGCCGACUCGCACGCCGUCACCGUCGGCCAGCAGCUGUAUCGCUUCACGGUCACCGGGCCCUCGUCCGACUAUGCUUUCACUCUGAUGAGCACCAACGCCCCGUCCAGCGGCAGCCUGGGCGUACUUCCCCAUAUCCACAAGAAGCACUAUGAGAAUUUCUUCAACUUCAAGGGCCGCUUCCAGCUGUGGGCGCAGAAGGAGGACGGAGAGCAGCACGGCCGGCUGUUGACGCAGGGAGACUACGGGUCGGUCCCCAGGAACACCACGCAUACGUUCCAGAUCCUGGACCCCGACACCGAGAUGGUGGGCGUCGUCGUGCCGGGCGGAUUCGAAGACCUCUUCUACGCGCUCGGCCAGAACUUCUCCUCCAAGACCAACACCCCCUACGUUCCUCAGGCCAGCAAUGGCUCAACCGGCUCCGGCGGCGUGUCCGGCCUGGAGAAAUUCGACGUGUACGCCGAACUCGACUUCGAACCGCGUCGCGACUUCGCCAACGGCUCUGCCCCCUCGGACGCGGGCUGGCACACGGAGUCGGACUCCCUCGGCGAGCCCGGAAACCCCUACUUCGUCGCCAACAACUACGGCCCGAAGUACCUCAACUCGCAGCACGGCGCGUACCAGAUCGUGCAGCCGCUGGUCACCAACUCCGAGUCGCAGGAUACCAACUUCACAAUGUCCACGCUGAUCGUGAGCCGACAGACGGCGUCGGCGAAGGCCCCGACGUGGAACGCGGCCGGCGCGGCGGCGUUCGAAGUGCUGGAGGGAUCCCUGACGAUCCAGAUCGGAGACUACCCCGAGGCCCGGCUGCAGACGGGCGAUGUGGCCUUUAUCCCCGGACACGUCUCCUACCGGUACUGGAACGAGAAUGCAUAUGCGAAGGCGCUGUAUGUCAGCAGCGGGCGUGAGGGAGUCGAUCAGCGACUGAUCCACGGAGGCAAGAGCUGGUCCUAUCCCACUUUUCCGCGGUACUAA
Molecule: messenger RNA, 1083 nt
Organism: Aspergillus affinis
Lineage: Eukaryota; Fungi; Ascomycota; Eurotiomycetes; Eurotiales; Aspergillaceae
Product: cupin domain-containing protein
Exons: 2
Coding region: 1-1083 (360 amino acids)
Source: RefSeq, a predicted model, not a curated record